Messenger RNA from Ostreococcus tauri, 876 nucleotides. RefSeq names its product Acyl-CoA N-acyltransferase. The transcript has a single exon. The record is from RefSeq and is a predicted model, not a curated record. NCBI's taxonomy places the organism in Eukaryota, Viridiplantae, Chlorophyta, Mamiellophyceae, Mamiellales, Bathycoccaceae. Gene Ontology annotation, molecular function: acyltransferase activity, transferring groups other than amino-acyl groups. Bases 1 to 876 code for a protein of 291 amino acids.
AUGGCGCGGCCGACGCCGACGGGUCGCGCGGGCGACGACGCUCGGGCGUCGGAUCGUGGCGCGGCGCGACGGAGAGGGGCUCGACGUCGCGCGGUGGCGGAUCGAGACGUCGAACGCGAGCGAGACGAGCGGACGGGGGGGGAGAUUGUCGCGCGCGCGGCGACGAAGGCGCGCGGAGGGGUGCGCGUGGCCGCGGCGACGGACGACGACGCGUUCGACGUCGCGGCGAAGCUUCGAGCGACGGCGUUUUACGACGAUUUGUUAGAGAGGGGUGAGAUGCCGUUUCCGCCGAGGUUCACGGCGACGUUUCAUCGAGAGUUCGCGCAGCGGGAGCGUCGCGCGCUCAGGGAGCGCACGUCCAGGCGCGUCGGACACGCGCUCGAGUCGAGGUGCUUCAUGGCGGACGUCGACGGUGUGGGGUUGGCGGGGUGUCUCGAUGUGAGCGUGCGUGAAGGACCGUGCGCGAGUCAGAUCAAUGGCGUGUGCGUGGCGGAGGGGACGUCGUACGCGUACAUCGACAACGUCGCGGUGGACGCGCGCGCGAGGCGUCGAGGCGCGGCGCGCUUGAUGAUGGAGAGCGCGAGCGACUUUAUUCAAGAGCGCGGCAUCACCGAGGUAUGGACACAUGUUCACGCCGAUAACACGGGCGCUCGGAAGCUGUAUCACGCGUUCGGCUUCCGCGCGCCCGAAGGGACGUUUCCGGAAACCGGCUUGCCAAACUACUUCAGCGGCGAUCGCCUCAAGGGAUUGAUACUCAUGCGAGCGCCCGUACCCCUCGUUUUUGAACGUCGAGUGAUUGAAGAUAGUGUCUGCGAAUGCGGCGCGCGCUUCGACCGCGUUCAACAAUGCAUUUGCUUCAAGCCUCUGGCUCGUUGA